Messenger RNA from Phialemonium atrogriseum, 1119 nucleotides. RefSeq lists its product as uncharacterized. The record is from RefSeq and is a predicted model, not a curated record. The transcript is spliced from 4 exons. NCBI's taxonomy places the organism in Eukaryota, Fungi, Ascomycota, Sordariomycetes, Cephalothecales, Cephalothecaceae. Bases 1 to 1035 code for a protein of 344 amino acids.
AUGCCGAGCAACAAGAAUCCGGACGGAGGUGCAGAGACUUUCUCAAGGGUCAAAUCACACGUCUUCCGAAACCACGACCCAACUGUACGAUGUCAAAGGUGCUGGGGAACAUUCCCCAGCAAGACGGAGACAUUGGCCGAGCACUGCGGGAGAAACAACUGCAUGGUCAAGGCCUCGCCGACCAAGUACUGGAUGACUGAAGAGCAGCGACAUCAGGUGCGCGGUCAACGAUUUGUAGGUUCCGGCGAAGAAAACUGGUACCAUUUGUUCCGCCUUCUCCUGCCAGAUGCAAUGCUCCAGGACCAGCUUGGAAACUACACCGUGUCCCCAUAUUACGUUCCGCUCGAUGAAUGCCUCACCCCAUCGAAUUCUUCAGGGCCAACAUCACAGGAGACGGGGAGAGACACCCAAGAGCUACUCGUGCCUACACAAAAUUUUCAGGUCUUACACAGCUCCUUAAGCGACACUCCGCCUUUGAAUCCGCCGUCCUCUGAGCUGCUGAUGGCCUCGCUGGAUCUCUGGCCUGCCAAUACGCCCUCUUUCGUGUCGGACCCGCAAAUCGACCUCACAGAGCAGGCGAACUCGACGCUGGGUAACUCCAACGGUAUCGCGACACACCCUUCGGCAUCUCAGCAGAGUGAGUCUUACCAGAUCCAUCAGGGAUCCCAAGUAGGCCUAUGGCAGGAAGGUACAGGAAGUGUAAACACCUCUCACGACGGCGAGAACUUGGAUGACAACGAAAACCACUCGACGAUGCAAGGCGCUGCGGGGCCCCAGCCUUCCUUCGCCAGGUCUUCAAGCUUAGAAAACGAGCGCCUGCGGCGGAGUAUCCGGCAUUUAAGAGAGCAGAACACACAGCUGUCCCAGGAGAGAGACGCAGCACGAAGACAGUUGGAUGCGGUAAGGACCCGCAUCAACUCUCUGGAUCAGCUGCUCGAGGACGUCAUGUAUCGUGAGGGGAUUGCGCCUGAGGUGUUUUGUGAUCUUUUAAGUUCUAGCAUGGCACUGGCAAACCUGAGGGGUGAACUGAUGUAGGUUGCUAGGAGGAUUAUUAAGCCGAGUUGAGUUCAGACUUGGAACUCGGGAGGUUCAUCAUCACUCAACUUUGUUAUUUACCGU